Molecule: messenger RNA, 2172 nt
Organism: Clupea harengus (Atlantic herring)
Lineage: Eukaryota; Metazoa; Chordata; Actinopteri; Clupeiformes; Clupeidae
Gene: alkbh8
Product: alkB homolog 8, tRNA methyltransferase
Biological process (GO): tRNA methylation; tRNA wobble uridine modification
Cellular component (GO): cytoplasm; nucleus
Molecular function (GO): 2-oxoglutarate-dependent dioxygenase activity; tRNA binding; S-adenosylmethionine-dependent methyltransferase activity
Source: RefSeq, a predicted model, not a curated record
AUUCCUUCGUGGUCGGGUGGAACUGUUUACCAAAGUUGUCUGUUUCAUGGGGGAAGGAUUUUAAAGUUGCGCGAUGGAUUCCCGUGCAGAGAACGUGAAAGCUGUCAGAAAGACCAAGGAGGAGAAAAAACUUUUACGUAAACAAAUAAAAGCCAGUCACACUUUACUCAAACACGAGGGCAUCAACACAGUAUCACAGCCAACCGAGUACCUGGUGGUGGCCAACGGAGGGUUGGGGAAUGGAGUGUGUAGGGUGCAGUUACAGGAGGUUCUGGACGGGGCGGCCACCGUAGUGUCCCUACUGAUGCCCCCAAACAAACCCUAUGCAUUUGUGACAUACACAUCCUCAGACGAUGCCCAGCAGGCGCAUACGCUCCUCAAUGGCCAGCAGUUGCAGUGCCAGGGCCAGAUGGUGACCCUGUACUUCAGCUAUGUUGAGAGAAUAGGCUGUGAGCAGAGAGAGAGUGCUGACCUGCCCCCUGGUCUUGUGGUGCUGGAGGACUACGUUUCCCAGGAAGAGGAGGCUCGCCUGCUGCAGGCUGUGGACUGGGCGGAACACGAUAAUGUUACUGUGCACAAAGCCUUGAAACACAGGAGGGUGAAGCACUAUGGGUACGAAUUUCGAUAUGACAAUAACAACGUGGAUAAAGAUAAGCCACUGCCCAUCGGCAUCCCAGCAGUAUGUGAUCCUGUGCUGCAGCGAUGCCUGAAGGACGGCCACAUUUCCAUUUUCCCUGAUCAACUCACCGUAAACCAAUAUGAAUCUGGACAAGGAAUCCCGCCACACAUCGACACCCACUCAGCCUUCGAAGACCCCAUCCUCUCCCUGAGCCUCGGUGCCAAGACUGUCAUGGGCUUCCGUCAUCCUGAUGGUCGCUCGGUUGCCGUGGUGUUGCCAGAGCGAAGCCUCCUGGUCAUGAGAGGGGAGAGCCGCUUCCUGUGGACCCAUGGGAUCACACCCAGGAAGUUUGACAUGGUCCCUGCUCAUGGCUCUGAGGGCUCCGUGGUAACCUCUGACCCCAGCAACCUCACACUCAACAGACGAGGAACCAGGACCUCCUUCACGUUCCGCAGGUUGCGACACGCCCCCUGUGUUUGCCCGUACCCCUCAGUCUGUGACAGCCAGUCCCCCCCUGCUGCCCCCGCCCCCGAUGCCCCCUCGUUGCCCCGUGACGAUGGGGACGCGUCCCGUCUGGAGGCGCAGUUUGUGCACCAGGUGUACGAGGAGAUCGCGUCACACUUCAGCAGCACGCGCCACUCCCCCUGGCCACGUGUGCGGGACUUCCUGCUGGCGCUGCCCGCCGGAGGCCUGCUGGCCGACGUCGGCUGUGGCAACGGGAAGUACUUAGGGAUCAACCCGGAAGUGAUGUCGGUCGGCUGUGAUCGCAGUGCCAGCCUGGUGCAGAUCUGCAUCGAGCGGGGAUUCCAGGCGUUUGUGUCCGAUGCCCUCGACGUGCCCCUUCGGGGGGCCACCUGUGAUGCCUGCAUCUCCAUCGCAGUCAUCCACCACUUCUCCACGCAGGAGAGACGUCUGGCUGCUGUGACGGAGUUAGUGCGGCUGCUGAAGCCUGGAGGGCGAGCACUGAUAUACGUGUGGGCCAUGGAGCAGGAGUACAACAAGCAGAAGUCAAAGUACUUGAAGGACUCCGGAGACAAGGAGAACACUCAGCCUGUGGUGGGGGAGGGAGGGCAUUCAGUGAAGCAGAGUCCCCUACCAGACGUUGCCGAGGAGAAGGGUUCCACUGAGAGCACCCCCAAACUGAGUGUUCACACCAACCGCACAGCCUUUAACUCCCCGGACCUACUAGUGCCCUGGCAUCUGAAAGGAGAAGAGAAAAAUACAUGCAAACAUGGAGGAGGCUCCUCCGCUGAUGCUAAAGCAACACCGGCCCCUGCCCCUGCCCCCGUCUUCCAUCGGUACUACCACGUCUUUCAGAAGGGGGAGCUUGAAAGAUUAUGCAGUUUGGUGAAGGACGUUGAGAUACGGACUAGCUAUCAUGACCAAGGGAACUGGUGUGUCGUCCUGGAGAAAGUGCCUAAAUAAAUGUCAAUGAAAUCACAAAAGAGCGAUGUCCAGUGUUUCCUACCUGUUGUUUUUUGUGGUUGGUUUGUUUUUCUUUCGGCUCUGAUGUCCGUAAAUACGGUGCCUUAUUAAAAAAAGGAUGUACUCUU